Messenger RNA from Phacochoerus africanus (Common warthog), 3249 nucleotides. It is a transcript of the gene RBBP8, whose product is annotated as RB binding protein 8, endonuclease. The record is from RefSeq and is a predicted model, not a curated record. Gene Ontology annotation, molecular function: single-stranded DNA binding; Y-form DNA binding; flap-structured DNA binding. Bases 273 to 2963 code for a protein of 896 amino acids. NCBI's taxonomy places the organism in Eukaryota, Metazoa, Chordata, Mammalia, Artiodactyla, Suidae. Gene Ontology annotation, biological process: double-strand break repair via homologous recombination; DNA double-strand break processing involved in repair via single-strand annealing. The transcript has 19 exons. Gene Ontology annotation, cellular component: site of double-strand break.
GCCCUCCCCCAGCCCUGGAAAGCGCGGGCUGCCCCGAGGGGGCGGCUUUGCCGCCGGGGGACUGGCAGAGUAGAGGGAAAGAGGAGAAAAGCGAACGGCCGUUUCUUCACAGCCCCAGAGGGUGCCUGCUUCCCUGCUGAAACGUUCCAGGAUCUCGAGGCAAUCUUGCAACCCGUAUUUAAACUGGCUGAAGACAACUUCAGAUGUAUAUAAUGUAUCAGAAAAGAUCUGAAAAACACUAGGCAAUAGAAGUGUGGAGCAUAUUAAGCAAGAUGAACAUCUCAGGAAACAGUUGUGGAAGCCCUGGUUCUGCAGAUGUAUCUAAUGACUUUAAGGAUCUUUGGACAAAACUAAAGGAGUAUCAUGAUAAAGAAGUACAAGGUUUACAAGUAAAAGUAACCAAACUGAAAAAGGAACGAAUUUUAGAUGCACAGAGACUGGAAGAAUUCUUCACCAAAAAUCAACAGCUGAGAGAGCAACAAAAAGUCCUUCAUGAAACCAUUAAAGUUUUAGAAGAUCGAUUAAGAGCAGGAUUAUGUGAUCGCUGUGCAGUAACUGAAGAACAUAUGCGGAAGAAACAGCAAGAGUUUGAAAAUAUCCGGCAGCAGAAUCUUAAACUUAUCACAGAGCUUAUGAAUGAAAAGAAUACUCUACAGGAAGAAAAUAAAAAGCUUUCUGAACAGCUGCAGCAGAAAAUUGAGAAUGAUCAGCAGCAUCAAGCAACUGAUCUUGAAUCUGAGGAAGACAUUAUUCCAGAUUCACCAAUAACAGCUUUUUCAUUUCCUGGUGCUAACCGGCUACGAAGAAAGGAGAACCUUCACAUCCGAUAUGUGGAACAAACACAGACUAAUGUGGAGCACUCUGGGUGUGCAAAUGAAUUGAGAAAAGUUCCGGAGUCUUCCACUCAUCUACAACAUAAACCUAAUGAAGGUGAAAUUCUAGUGGCCGACACUUGUGAUCAGAGCCAGGCUCCAAUAGCUAAAACACAUGGAACAAGCAGUUAUCCUGGUGAUAAUUUAGCCACAGUUGUUGCUGAAACACUUGGACUUAGUGUUCAAGAAGAAUCUGAAUCUCGAGGCCCCAGGAGCCCUCUUGGUGAUGAGCUCUACCACUGUCUGGAAGGAGAUCACAAGAAACAACCUUUUGAGGAAUCAAGAAGAAAUAGUGAAGAUAGUUUAAGAUUUUCAGAUUCAAUUUCAAAGACUCCUCCUCAAGAAGAACUGACUAUUCGGGUGUCAUCUCCUGUAUUUGGAGCUACCUCUAAUAUGAAAAGUAGUUUAGGUUUGAAUACAAGUUUGUCCCCUUCUCUUUUAGAGAGUGGGAAGAAAAACCAUCUGAAAACAGUGCCUUGCAGUAACACUUCUAAUUCUAGAUUGGAGAAACCUAGAUCAAAAUCUGAAGAUAGUACCCUUUUCACACAUCAUAGUCUUGGGGCUGAAGCGAACAAGAUCACUAACCAGUCAUCUAACAAGCCAAUGCUUAUAAAUAAAAGUAUAAGUGAACCCGUAGGUGAACAGAAUGAUAUUGAUCACAUUAAAGAUACUGUUACCGAUAAAGAUAAACAUGUGGUACCCCUGAAAUCAUUAGGAGGCAGAACCAAAAGGAAGAAAAUUGAGGAAGAAAAUGAAGAUGAAGUAAGCUGCCCCCAAGCCUCUUUUGAUAAAGAAAAUGCUUUCCCUUUUCCACUGGGUAAUCAGUCUUACAUGAAUGGAGAUUAUGUGAUGGAUAAACCUCUGGAUCUGUCUGAUCGAUUUUCGACUAUUCACCGUCAAGAGAAAAGCCAAGGAAGUGAGACCUCUAAAAUCAGAUUUAGGCAAGUGACUCUUUUUGAGGCUCUGAAGCCCGUUCCAAAAGGCUCUUCCUCAAGCCGUAAGGCCUUGAGCGGGGGCUGUGGGUUAGCCAAAGAUUUCUCAGAGGAGCCCUAUUUACAGGAGUCUCUUCUCCAAUCCCUGAAUAAAUCUCCAGAUAAAACACUGGUGCAAAUAAAAGAAGAAAAUCCAGUCUUUAAAAUCCCUCUACGUCCACGUGAAAGUUUGGAGAGAGAGGAUCCUUUGGAUGACGUGAAGGGUGCUGGUUCUCAUGAGCCAAUAAAAAUAAAAACCAGGUCAGUCCAUGGAGCAUGUGAACUUGCAUCAGUUCUUCAGUUAAAUCCGUGUAGAAUUUCUAAGACAAAGUCUCUACAGAACAACCAAGAUGAAUCCUUUGAAAAUAUCCAGUGGAGUAUAGAUCCAGGAGCAGACCUUUCUCAGUAUAAAAUGGAUAUUACCGUCAUAGAUACAAAGGAUGGCAGUCAGUCAAGAUUAGCAGGAGGAGAGACAUUGGAUAUGGACUGUACGUUGGUUAGUGAAACUAUGCUUUUAAAAAUGAAGAAGCAAGAGCAGAAGGGAGAAAAAAGUCCAAAUGACGAAAGAAAAAUGAAUGAUAGCUUGGAAGAUAUGUUUGAUCGGACUACACAUGAAGAAUAUGAAUCCUGUUUGGCAGAUAGCUUCUCUCAAGUAGCAGAAGAAGAGAAGGAAUUAUCAGCUACUACAAAGAAACCAAACACUCUUGGUGAUAAACAAGAUAAAGUCAAACAGAAAGCAUUUGUGGAGCCAUACUUUAAAGGUGAUGAAAGAGAGACCAGCUUACAAAAUUUUCCUCAUAUUGAGGUGGUUCGGAAAAAAGAAGAGAGAAGAAAAUUGCUUGGACACACAUGUAAGGAAUGUGAAAUUUUUUAUUAUCAGUAUUAUGCAGAUUUCCCAGCAGAAGAGAGAGAAAAGAAAUUGGCUUCUUGCUCAAGACACCGAUUUCGCUACAUUCCACCCAGCACACCAGAGAAUUUCUGGGAAGUUGGUUUUCCUUCCACUCAGACUUGUAUGGAAAGAGGUUACAUUAAGGAAGAUCUUGAUCCUUGUCCUCGUCCAAAAAGACGGCAGCCUUACAAUGCGAUAUUUUCUCCGAAAGGCAAAGAGCAGAAGACAUGAAUACUGAAGCAAACAGAGGGAGGACAGUUUUCUUUUUAGUUAUUUAAAGUUGGGAUUAAACAUUGAUUUUUUUGAUCUUUUGUAAACUGAUUUAUAAAUCAUUUUUCUAUUGAAAAUGUUUUUAAAUGGCGUCCACCAUACAGCCAACUAUUUAAAAUGUGGAUAAACUUAUGUUGUAUUUCCUUGCUUUUGCACCUUUAAAAUAAGGUGCUUUCAUUUUUGCACUCUAACUUAAGAGUCAUUUAUUACUUUAUUUGGUAAUAUGCAAUUACAGUUUUGAAAAUAA